AUGAUAAACUUAUUUAAGCGUCAGAAUUAAAGAGAAGAGGAGGAAAAGAAAAAGCAAGAAGAAAUUGCUCAGUAACAACCAGAUGGAUCGGCUGCUUAAACUCAAGUAAAGGUUAAGAGAAGUCCUGGUGAAAUUAGACUGAAGAAGGAGGUAGGAGAGUUGGAUUUGCCAACUCAUGCUGAAAUUAACUUCCCAGACCCAAAUGACAUCAUGAGGUUCGAGCUUUUCGUCGACUUGACCAAAGAGGAAUGCCUCUGGAAGGGAGCUAAGUACAAGUUCACCAUUACUGUUCCUAACAAUUAUCCACAUGACCCUCCCAAAUGCCACUGUGAGACAUAGAUUUAUCACCCAAACAUCGAUCUCUAGGGUAACGUAUGUCUAAAUAUCUUAAGAGCUGAUUGGAAGCCCGUGCUAGGCAUCAACACUGUGAUUCUAGGACUUAUAUUCCUCUUUAUCGAGCCUAACCCUAAUGACCCACUUAACAAAGAAGCUGCCGAGUUAAUGAGAAGCAAUGAAGCAACUUUCAGAGACAAGGUAAAAAGAUCACUCAAGGGAGGUGUUAUUGAUGGAGUUGUCUUCCCAAAGUUAGUUUGA
Molecule: messenger RNA, 594 nt
Organism: Stylonychia lemnae
Lineage: Eukaryota; Ciliophora; Spirotrichea; Sporadotrichida; Oxytrichidae
Source: the annotation of a GenBank genome assembly